Huiozyma naganishii CBS 8797 is the source of this 2118-nucleotide messenger RNA. RefSeq names its product transcription factor IIF subunit TFG1 (gene TFG1). The transcript has a single exon. The record is from RefSeq and is a predicted model, not a curated record. Bases 1 to 2118 code for a protein of 705 amino acids. Lineage: Eukaryota; Fungi; Ascomycota; Saccharomycetes; Saccharomycetales; Saccharomycetaceae. Gene Ontology annotation, cellular component: nucleus; transcription factor TFIIF complex. Gene Ontology annotation, molecular function: RNA polymerase II general transcription initiation factor activity; DNA binding; TFIIF-class transcription factor complex binding. Gene Ontology annotation, biological process: transcription initiation at RNA polymerase II promoter; positive regulation of transcription elongation by RNA polymerase II.
AUGGCUGUUCCGAGACGUGGUGGUAAUGCUGGAGACGGCGGAACCGGUGGCCCCGUUUCUCCCUUCAUCAGGAGAGACAAGUACAGGCGGAAUUUUUUGAGGGCUCGACAAUCCGGGAAGGGUACUCCUAUCUCUGUUAAGAAGGAAGAUCCUGAUGCUAUACAUGCGAGGGAGAGUAGACUGCUAGGUGUUGAAAUUGCCAAUGGGUCCAAUGGUUCUGGGGCUUCUGUGAAGCGGGAAGGUGAAGUGGAAGAGUACAACGAAUUUCCGUUGAGAGCCAUUUCUAGAGAAAAGUUGGAAAAUAUGAGGACGCAUCUUUUGAAAUUCCAAAGUAAGAAGAAAAUCGAUUUUGAAACUUCAUUCCACGAACCUAUUAGAUUGCACAGGAAGGAUACAAGAAAUCUGCAGUUUCAACUGACUAGGGCAGAAAUUGUCCAAAGACAAAAGGAAAUAGCCGAGUACAAGAGACAACAGGAGGAUGAGAAGAAAAACGGUGGCAUAAAUACCCAACCUUCAACUUAUCCUGGGAAACUAGCUCAGGCUCCUACUCUGGGAUCGACCUCCACUCCAGCAGGCUCUCUGACGCCCGGUGUUGUUCCAAAGGCAACCACCCCAGCUGAGCCCAAUGGUACCCCGGGUAGUUCAACUGCUGUACCAAAUGUGCCGAAUGGCGUAAGUGGUCCAGUGCCUAACGAAGACGGCUCUGUUCCAAUAGUCACACAGUUGGAGGAGGCCGGUAUCUCGGAGCACCCAGAGAAAGUCGGUAUGGUAAAGUACGAUGGGAAGGAGGAAGCGGAAGCUGAAUUUGCACCAGGUACCACAGAUCCCUUUGCAGACGUUGCCCCAGACGGUGGUGGACGUGCCAGAAGAAUCAAUCCAAAGAGGAAAACUCGUCAGUUGAAAGUGUUGGACGAGAACGCCAAAAAGUUACGGUUUGAGGAAUUUUACCCAUGGGUCAUGGAAGAUUACGACGGGUACAACACUUGGGUUGGUUCAUACGAAGCAGGUAACUCCGACUCUUAUGUAAUGCUGUCUGUGGAAGAUGACGGUAGUUUCACGAUGAUACCCGCUGAUAAAGUCUAUAAAUUUACUGCGAGAAACAAGUAUGCCACGCUGACGAUUGACGAAGCUGAAAAAAGAAUGGAUAAAAAAGCUGGGGAAGUUCCUCGUUGGUUAAUGAAGCAUUUGGACAACAUCGGUACCACCACGACAAGAUAUGACAGAACUAAGAGAAGAUUGAAGGCUGUAUCUGACCAACACGGUGCUGAAGGGGAGGAAGAGCACGGCGAUAACUCAGAAGUAGAACUGGAUUACGAUGAAGAAUUUGCUGAUGACGAAGAAGCACCUAUUAUUGACGGUAACGAACAAGAAAAUAAAGAGUCUGAGGAAAGAAUUAAGAAGGAGAUGUUGCAAGCUAAUGCAAUGGGCUUGCGUGAUGAGGAUCAAGGCUCAGGGAACGAGGAGGAUGAUUUGUUUACCGAAAAAAAGAUUGAUGUGGAAGGUGAAAGAAUUAAGAAAGCACUACAGAAAACUGAGUUAGCAGCUCUGUACUCUUCAGACGACGAUGAAAUAAAUCCGUACCUAUCAGAAUCCGAUCUUGAAAAGGAGGAAUCGAGCAAAGGCGAAGAGGAGAAGAAAGACAAGGACAAAGCAGAUUCUCCCAAGAAAGGGAGGUCUCCACAGAUCAAAAGGGAAAGAUCCCCAUCUGUUAAGUCGGUUCCUCCAAUAAAGGUGAAAAGCAUAAACGAUUGUUUUGUGAUAUUAAAGAGUGAGAAAAGCGUAUUACAAAACUUCCCUCAAGGCGAGUGGAAUCCAACGACAAAGCGCGUGAGGGAAGUCUCCGAAAUUCACACGGAUUCGAACUCUCCAGCACCAAUUGUUAAACAGGAAGAACCGGAAGCCAAGAAAGUAAAGGUGGAAAAUGGCAACGAAAUCACGCCUCUGAUCAGCGAACAGGACAUUAUAGAUGCUAUUGGUGAUGGUAAAGUCAACGUCAAAGAUUUCGGGAAGACUAUUAGAAAGAGGUUUCCCGGUUCUGAGAACAAAAAGCUAAUGUUCGCAAUCGUUAAGAAACUGUGCCGUAAAGUCGAUAAUGAGCACAUGGAACUGAAAAAGUAG